Mercenaria mercenaria is the source of this 1187-nucleotide messenger RNA. Its product is annotated as L-amino-acid oxidase-like. The transcript is spliced from 6 exons. Gene Ontology annotation, molecular function: oxidoreductase activity. The record is from RefSeq and is a predicted model, not a curated record. Lineage: Eukaryota; Metazoa; Mollusca; Bivalvia; Venerida; Veneridae. The coding region runs from base 91 to 1023 and encodes 310 amino acids.
GAAGCAACAUUGUGUUAAAUGUAGAUCAGAAUUGUAUAGUGUAUCUCGUAUAAAGCAGGUUGUCAGAAGAGUAGGAACUGUUAAGUGAAGAUGGUACAUAUCUACAGUGUUUUUAUGGGAAUUUUGAUACCCGGUGUGAUUGGAUCUCCACAUACUAACAGAAAAAGUGAUCACUGUGACGACAUCGCAAUAAUUGGAGCGGGGGUUACCGGAAGUUAUGCUGCGUGGCGACUACGUGAGAGGAAUCUGACAAUAUCAAUGUACGAGUACUCGAAUCGCAUUGGUGGGCGCUGUUUCACAGUACAACUUCCGGGAAUACCGGAUGUUAAUGUUGAAAUGGGAGCAAUGAGGUUUUUACCGGACGAGCAUCCUUUAGUGGUCAAGACCGUCCACCACUUAGGACUAGAAGUUGUAGAUUUUGAACUUGGGGUGGGACCUAGUAACGAUUCUUUGUACUAUCUAAGAGGGAAGCACAUGAAAUACAGUGAGCUGCCGACACAUGCACCUUAUUACCUUCCCCCUGAAAACCGCAUCGAUCGUAAAACGCUUAAUAGAUAUUCGUAUGAGAAUUUCACUGUUUCUUCUCAAAAUGGGGACGUCAUUAAAUCGCUUGAUGGUGUGGACCUGCAUAUGCAAAGUCGAGAUCUAUUUAUGGCAAAAUACCUGGACACGGAAACUGCACAUUAUCUCAGGGAUAGUGCCAGUUUCCAUGACGGGUUUGGACCAGAUGUUGCAGCACUUAAUAGUGGUCCGGUUGAUCCGCUUUUGCCUUCGGGCAAAACAGUUGUGAAAACAGUGAAAAAAGGAUACCAGUCUAUUCCCGAGGGAUUGGUUGGACAAUUUCUCCAAGCCUGUGAUAAGCACAGUUUCUACUAUAAUCGUCAUCUUAGAGCCAUAAGGAGGAAUGUUAACGGAAAUUAUAUACUCACGUUUCAACCAACGAAGACAACAGCUGGAGUAACUACGGAUGACAAGGUUAACUGGAUAUUUUCAUGCCGUAGCAUUUGUGAUCUCUUCCUGUAGAAUAGUUAUGGUACUUUACAAUACUGUAUGUAUAAUGACAUCGUAAGCAAACGAUAAAAGAUAAGGGUAGAUUUCUCGGAAGCACAGAUCACCACAAACCCAGCCACAGAGCCACAUAUUUGCAAAGGCCCACAACAAAAAGAAGCUGUAACGGAAAAAUAUUA